Carassius auratus (goldfish) is the source of this 1087-nucleotide messenger RNA. RefSeq lists its product as uncharacterized. Lineage: Eukaryota; Metazoa; Chordata; Actinopteri; Cypriniformes; Cyprinidae. The record is from RefSeq and is a predicted model, not a curated record. The coding region runs from base 219 to 932 and encodes 237 amino acids. Gene Ontology annotation, molecular function: protein binding. The transcript has 10 exons.
GUUUUUUUUUCGAGUGAGAAAGUGUGCACAAGUGAUCCUUUAUUAACUGUAAUUUUAAAUGGUAUCUAACAGAACAUAAAGGUCCAUUGUUUUAGCUCGUAUGUGACAGUGACAUGGUUGCCACCAUUGUAUGCAGACCCUUCAGCUAACUUACCUGACCAUAUAGCAGAAUGUGACUUCAUCUUACUCCCUUCCUGGGCAUCAAACCAUUGGAUGAUAUGUUACUUGCACAGCAACUACAUCCUGGGCUGUGGAAAGAGUAUGGACGUGAUGAUCUCAACGGUGCUCCAAGGCAGAAUUGGUCAAAUAAUUGUGGAGUGUUUGUGUUGAUGUACACACUCUAUGUUGUAAUGGGAGGCGUCUUUGCUUUUUCUGAGUCUGACAUGGCUGCAGUAAGGAGAUGGUGGUGCUUGCUCCUGCUAACAAAUUAUCCUGUGAAAUCAGAUGCUGAAAGAAAGCUACUCAGAAAAAGGCGCAAAGAAAUGAAAACAGGAGAAUUGGAAAAGGAAGCAGAAGCUGAUUACAUAAGUAAGCAGAUGCCACCUGAGAUCCUGAGACGUAUCCUCUUGAAUGUGGUCAAAGAAGAUGGAGAUGUGGCCUUCUUCAGACUGUGUCUGACGUGCUGGCUUUUCCAUGAUGUUGUUUGUGACGCAUCAUUCAGAAAAGACGCUCAUUUAGCCUGGCUUGACAGUGUUGUCAACUGGAGUGCAUACUCCAGUGACUACAAGGAGAUGUACCGAGUGCCAUAUAAAGUGACCAGUUGCCUUUGCUGUGGGGACUUAUUUAAAGACUUCCCGCCAGGCUAUAUUGGAGAUGGAAGGAAAGGAAUCCUUCGUGCAUUUUACUCGACCAAAGAGUUUGAAGGUUACUGCUCAGCAGACUGCUUCAUUUGUGACGGCAAUCACUAUAGCCCCAAGGACAACAAUUUAUAAAGUUAAAUAGGAAUUGUCACUUAGGUGACAAUUGCUUGAUCUGACUGUUUGUAUAUUGAACUUAAAUUCAGGGUUUGUUUUCUUUUAUUAUUUUUUUUUUAAUAAAUGUAAUUGCAUGUCUUGCAGACACUUAACAGCAAAUUAAGAGGAAUCUU